AUGUCCGCCAUUACCUUUACCGUCGCUAUCUUCUUUCCUUCACUCGUCUCUUUGACUAGCAAGCUAUUCAAACAAAAAUUCAUUACACUUGAUUCUCGAUGGGAAAGUCUUGUUUGGAACUGGCGUCUUUUGAAAUUGAACCUUGCAUUUCCAGAGAAACUUGAAGACUGGUACUACAAGGACUGGGACAGAAUGGAGGAGAGCAUGAUUUAUGUGCAAAGUGUUUGGGUGUUCAUACUCCCGUUCUUUGCCUCUCGAGGAUAUACUACGUACCAAAGGCACCCUACCAAUUUCACAGAGCUUGUAGCCCCUCCCUUCCCUCCUGUGGCCCGGAAUGCGGCAUACCCUUAUGCUCGCCAGGUCCCGACUAAUGUACAGGAAUCAAAAAUGAUAUGGUCACUACGUGUAUGGGCUGCUCGCGAUGCCCUGGGAAGGGACGUCGUCAUAAAGUUGAGUUUCCUUUUUCACAUUCUGGGCUAUUCUGAUGUUUUCUACGUUAGGAUAAUUUCGGAAGUAGACAAUCCAUCGCAAGAGUUGAAAGUCAUGCAACGACUCAAUAGCGAAAAGUUGAGGUCCGACCCAGCCAAUCACACGAUUUAUGCCUUGGAUUUUCUUACUUUCGAUAAAUUUGUCUUCGUGGUGAUGCCUAGAUGGGAUUCUUCCUGGGCACCCGAAUUCGAGAACGUUUCUGAACUCAUGCAUUUUGCCUAUAUAUGUUUCCAGACUUUCGACUUUUUGCAUCGCAACAGAAUUGUACAUCUUGACUUCCUUGUACAGAAUAUCGGCAUGAAUGUUGUAAUUCAACACACAGAAAUGUUUCGUCGAACUGGACUGCGAAAACGAGAUGAGGUUCGAUAUGCCCUCUUUGACUUUGGUGCUUCUGUGGCUUUCCCGGAAGAUACUGUUAUCGAGGACACAUUUACGACAGACUAUCUCUGGUUUGGCGUGCACAACAUACAGGAGGAUUCAGUCAAAUAUCCUUACAAUCCAUUCAAAGCAGACAUCGCUUUUCUAGGCACCGCUUUGCAAACAUAUGUUACACAUAUUGAAAACCUUGUUCCUGAACUUGGUCCAUUCUUUGAGUCACUAAUUGAUAUGAAUGACCCGAAACAGCUCUCAGCCAGUCAAGCACUGGCUAAAUUCACAGAUAUAUGUGACCGUAUAAGUCCUGAUGUAGCUCAGGCAUCAUUCGAUACCAGGGCAUGGAAGAAUGGUCAGUGCAAGUCUGCGUUUGACGGAAUCAAAAACAAAACUGAAGCUGUUAUUCCAGGUACAGUCAAGAAGAAAGACGGAGAAGUUAUAACGAUUCUCUAA
Messenger RNA from Psilocybe cubensis, 1314 nucleotides. RefSeq lists its product as uncharacterized. The transcript has 4 exons. Bases 1 to 1314 code for a protein of 437 amino acids. Lineage: Eukaryota; Fungi; Basidiomycota; Agaricomycetes; Agaricales; Agrocybaceae. The record is from RefSeq and is a predicted model, not a curated record.